Physella acuta is the source of this 3191-nucleotide messenger RNA. RefSeq names its product GA-binding protein alpha chain. The record is from RefSeq and is a predicted model, not a curated record. Gene Ontology annotation, biological process: cell differentiation; regulation of transcription by RNA polymerase II. Gene Ontology annotation, molecular function: DNA-binding transcription factor activity, RNA polymerase II-specific; sequence-specific DNA binding. Gene Ontology annotation, cellular component: nucleus. NCBI's taxonomy places the organism in Eukaryota, Metazoa, Mollusca, Gastropoda, Physidae.
AUAAAGGCUCGACAUUUUUGAGCUGAUGCCAUUUCCGUUUCUCAGAUUUCCGGUAAAAAUAACCGCUGUUUACAUAUAAUAUUUGUGCUUUUAUGUAAAAAGUGAAGACUGCACAAAAUGAAGCGGGCAGCAUCACCAGGUUUAAUGGAGGUGGUGGCGGAAGCUGUAGAUCCAUCAGAGACAGAAGUAAUCACAGAAAUUGUCACAGAGAUACCUGUUCAGGAUAUCAAACGCCAGAGAACAGAAGAAGAAGUUUGCCUUGAUGAUGGGAUUGUGUACGAGGAAGAAAUAAUUCAGCACCAGCAACCACCACCACAGUAUCAGAAUUUGAUCAUCCAGCAUAUGGAUAUUGCUGAACCACUCUCCACCCUCAAAAGGUUGCUAGAGAUCAGGUUGCAAUGCUCUUUAGCAGAUCAUCAGUUUUACUUACAGGACUCUAUAGAGCUUGACAGUAACAAAAGUCUUGUAGAUCAAUGUGUGCAAGGGGAGGGAAUGGUACAGAUAAAUUUAGAAGUCAAAUCUCAGCCAGGUGUUAAGCCCAAGAUUAACAUCCUGGAUAUUUUAAAAACAGCAGAGGACGAGGUGGAAGAAAAAUAUGUGGCAGAGCAAGCCAUGCAGUCCAGCCAAUCCCAGAAUGCAAAAGUUGUUAUACCAUUGCCAGAAGAGUCUGAGAAUGUUACCAGGUGGAUUGUAGAUCAGAGCUUCAGAAGGGACCAGGAACGCUUAAAAAUACCAUUUGAUCCUGCUGAGUGGAGUGAAUUACAUGUCAAGCAUUGGAUCCAGUGGGCAGUGAAAGAGUUUCGCCUACAGAAUGUCAUCAUUGAUGAGUUCAACUUCAAUGGGAAACAGCUGUGUGCCAUGUCCCACCCAGAGUUUGUUCAACACAUCCCAAAUGACCCUGGGGACAUCUUCUGGACACAUUUAGAACUUCUUAGAAAAUGUAAAUUUGUUGCUGUGAUGCAGCAGCCCACACCUCAUGCAAUAACCACCAUUACAGUGUCCACAUCAGAUGCAGAAAGCAAAUAUGGUCGUGUAAGAUCAGUUGGCAAACACAGGCCACGGUCGCCUAGAAUAACAGGAGAAGAAAGGAUGUCGCCAGGGAACAGGACAGGCAAUAACGGCCAGAUCCAGCUGUGGCAGUUUCUCUUGGAGCUGCUGACCGACAAGUUGUGUCGAGAGGUCAUCGCCUGGGUCGGUGACGAGGGGGAGUUCAAGCUGGUCAACCCGGAGGUCGUGGCUCAGAUGUGGGGGCAGCGCAAAAACAAACCGACCAUGAAUUAUGAAAAAUUGUCCAGGGCGCUCAGAUACUACUACGACGGGGAUAUGAUCGCAAAGGUACGUAAUGUUCACGGGAAAAGGUUUGUCUACAAGUUUGUCUGUGAUCUGAAAAUGCUGCUGGGGUACUCCGCGGCUGAGCUGAGCAGGCUUGUGGGCACGUCUGAGGAGAUGUCGGUGGUUGAUCGGCGCACACCCCAGUCCCACCAGAUGAGGUCAAGGGGAGCCUUCAUUGCAACGAUCAAGUCAGACGCGCACGCAGCAGCGAGGCUGAUUGAACAGCAGGCAGCGACGUCACGCAUCAUUGAGCAGCGGACGCAGGUUGUGCAGACGGUAGAUUGACUAUAUGAACCCGUAUAAAUUUCCGUAAAAUGCUUUGGCUGUUUAACAUAGUGGGUGAUAGGGGUGUGUAGUUGUAAUUCCAGAGUUUUAAUGUAAUAAUAGUAAGGUACAUUAAGUCAUUUCCAUUCAUGCACGGUAAAUAAUUGUUUAUAGAAAGCCUGUUUUCUGAUUUUUAAAUGUCAGAUGUCUAAGGUAACUGAUUUAUUUACCUAUUAAGCAAUAAGUGGUCCUUGCAAGUUAUGUUUAUUUAUUUUUUGAAUUUUUUUUUUAUUUUCAGAUGUAUUAAUUACAUUCUUGUUGUAACAAGGUAUAGCUGGAUUAGGGUCCCCCCACCCCCUCCUGCCCCAUGUAAAGACGUCCCUGUAUGUGGAUAAAUCAAUUUUGAUUUAUUUUUAACCUGAAAUGUGUACCUGUACCUAGUCCAGAAUAGAAGGAGGAAAAGAAAACAUGGCCUUGAUAUAGAGUAGGGUCCUGGCUGAUGAGCUCGUAAGCUCAGGUCAAGCUGGGGAAAUGAUUAAAAUUCUGUACGCAGUGACCCCAGUCAGUGUCGACUGACUUGCCAUAGAACCAGUGUUCUCUUGUUUCACAGAGGUUCACUAGUUAACUUUGAUGUACAUAUGUAAAUUGUUUUAAAGAUGUUGUAUUUGCCUGGAGAGAGAGAGAGUGUUGUGAGUGAGCUGUUAUAUGCUGCGUACACUGUGCCUAUAGUUUGAUCUUGUCAUGCUCUCAUUGUUGUACAAUGACUUAACACUGUAGCUCUUGUACAGAUAUCCAAAUCACUUUGUUCCUUUCUCACCAUUACUGUAAAUAAUAUGCAAGAGAACUCUGGAUGUUAUGUUUACUCAAAAAAUUUAUUUUGAUGAAUAAAUUAUUAUUGCAAAUAAAAAUGUAAGCGGUUGUUUAAUUAUGCAAUCUAAACAGUAAACACAUUGACCAUGGUUGAGAAAUGAAUGUAUGCGUAUUUUAUUUUUGUUGACUCCAGAUCCAGGUGGUCUGAAGCCCAGACAGAUAUUUAGAGUGUUGGCUUGCCUAGUAACUCAGUCAAUGUAAUCAUUUAAUCUUGCCUAGAAGUAUUAGCUCUCACUAUUUCAAAAUGUUUUAUUUUCUUUCACCUAUUGAUCCCAUAUCUGUGCACCUUUGGGCUAAUGUAGCUUUGUAUCUCAUCCCUCACCUGUUUUCAAACACAGCUGCCCGUAAUUUGAUCCUAUUCACCACUUUUAGCCUCCCCUCUGUUGUCGUGUGUUUACUUUUUCCCAUCCCAGGUUUGCAUGCUUUAACCAGAACUUUUUGCUUCUUUCUUGCUGUAGGUAUUUAUCUUCCUUUUUUGAUGUCAUAUUUUAGUUCUCUGCUUUUAGAUGUGGGAAUUAAAAUUAAAGUACAUUUGAGGCUCCCCAAAACUAUAGACAUUGAGUUCCCACAAUCUUAGACUUUGAGGCUUUCAGAAACUAAAACUUGACGCUUUCCAAAAUUUUAGACCCCUGGGCCUCCCAAAAUGAUACUAUAGAUACUGAGCUUCUCAAAACUUCAAAUAUUUUAAUACUACAAUUAAACGUUUCAAUAUGAACAUCACUAAA